Lotus japonicus is the source of this 716-nucleotide messenger RNA. RefSeq names its product heavy metal-associated isoprenylated plant protein 22-like. The transcript has 3 exons. NCBI's taxonomy places the organism in Eukaryota, Viridiplantae, Streptophyta, Magnoliopsida, Fabales, Fabaceae. The coding region runs from base 136 to 579 and encodes 147 amino acids. Gene Ontology annotation, molecular function: metal ion binding. The record is from RefSeq and is a predicted model, not a curated record.
UUCACUUUUGAACGUACAGCUUGGUGCUCCAAAUUUUUGUUCUGGAAACUCUUCUAUUCCCUCUUCUCUCUUCCUUUCUCUCUCUCUCUCUCUAGCUAUACUCUGUUCUAGUGUUCUGUUUCUAUAACAGAAAAAAUGGGUGUUCUUGAUUAUCUUUCAGACUAUUUCUCUGUGUCCCCCUCCACUGGAAAGAAGCGUAAACCAAUGCAGACAGUUGAAAUCAAAGUGAAAAUGGACUGUGAUGGAUGUGAAAGAAGAGUUAGGAAUUCGGUUGCCCACAUGAAAGGUGUGAGAUCAGUGGAGAUCAAUAGAAAGCAAAGCAAGGUAACUGUUAGUGGUUACGUGGACCGAAACAGGGUGUUAAAGAAAGUGCAGAGCACAGGAAAGAGAGCAGAGUUUUGGCCAUACAUUCCAUACAACUUAGUGGCUUAUCCUUAUGUAGCACAAGUAUAUGACAAGAAGGCACCAGCUGGUUAUGUGAAGAACUCUGUCCAAGCACUUCCAAGCCCAAAUGCUCUGGAUGACAAGCUCACCAAUCUCUUCAGUGAUGAAAACCCCAAUGCAUGUUCUAUCAUGUAAUAAGCCAAUUAUAGACUAUACAACAUGGGCUUGCAAGUUAGAUGAUAUAUGUGAUGUCCAUGGUUCUUGCUCUGAUCAUGGAUACAAUUUUGGAAACUACUUUAAUACCAGGACUUUGAGACUGUUUUGUAACAGCA